This is a messenger RNA of Poeciliopsis prolifica (blackstripe livebearer), 2859 nucleotides long. It is a transcript of the gene ccdc80l2, whose product is annotated as coiled-coil domain containing 80 like 2. The transcript is spliced from 12 exons. Lineage: Eukaryota; Metazoa; Chordata; Actinopteri; Cyprinodontiformes; Poeciliidae. The coding region runs from base 355 to 2574 and encodes 739 amino acids. The record is from RefSeq and is a predicted model, not a curated record.
UGAGAGGAGUUAGGAUCUCAGCAGUCUUUGCUGUCCUGUCCAGAUUCCACAUUUGAUUCGCUUCAUUUUUUUCAGAAUGCAAAGUUUUGCAAUGCUCAGAGGGGCUUUGAGAUUCAGGAUGCACAGUUUUGAAACUUAUUAACUCAAGGUUUUUGUGAAUUUUUUUAUUAUUUUUUUUGUAUCAUUUGUGCGACUGGGAGGUCCUUCCACUGUGUUUUGGAUGCUGCUCUGUUUUCUGAGAGCGAGUGGUGGAGAAAGCAACAUAAGAACUGCAGAUUUUUUUUUAUCCCAGAUGACAUUUUACAGCGGCGCUCUGACACAUGAUCAAACUCGGUUUCAGCCAUAUCAGUAAAGAUGUUGCGUUUGUAUACUUCACACCACCUUGUGUCGCUACUUGCUUUGUGGAGCCUCAGUUGCAAAGGUUUGAUCACAGCCUGGCCAGGCAUUCCUGGAAGUAAGCCAAAGGCUGAUUUGGACCCAAAUGUGAGAGACUGGGGAGAUUACUCAGAUCUCCCAGCUGGAAUUGAACACGGACUUGGACUAGAAGAGGACAGAGAACAUGAAGAAAACAGAGGAGUCAGGGAACCAUCAUCCAACUUGGCACCUGAGCUGGAUUUCUUGGCUGACUUUGCAGGUAAGAAGCGGCUGUGGGUGAUAACUGCUCCAUCACAUAAUGAUAACUACCUACGGAUGAUGGAAAAGCAGCUUGAAGACAUGGAGCAGAAAGGGCUGAACUGCCGUUUAGCAGAAAGAGACACUUUCAUCAUAACCAUUAUCCAGAAUGCCAUGAUGGAAGGUCGCAUCCAGAAAACAACUUUUCAAGGAGAUGCAUCGGUGGAGAACCUGGAUCCCGACACUGUCACCAAACUGCUUCAUUACCUGGAGCUUUCCAGCCAGGAGCAAACCUUCACCAUGCUGAUCAUGAAGAAGAACCUCCAGGUCAGCGAACGUUUUCCUUAUCCAGUCCGUGUUGAGGCAAUUUUGGAGCUCAUUGAUCAGUUCCCAGUGAGGAAACUGGAGAAGAUGACCAGAAAAGGAUCAAACUUAAGGUGUAAAACUACAAAAAAGAAGGUUGUAAUGAAAAGAAAAAAGAAGAUGAAGAAGAUGGUGCUGAGUCCCCAGAGAGCGGGAGACGUGACUUCUGUCAUGGCUUCACAAAGACAAUUCUUGGACAAAAAGGCUGCACUGAGAAGUAAGAUUCAGGAUAUACUCAAUGGCAAGUCGAGGUUUGUGAUUCGUAAGACGCCUGCUGGAUCCACAAGAGGAAAGGCGUCAAACAGAGAUGACUUGGAAACCUCCAAAGUGGCCAGUGGAGUCCAGUCUGUUCCACAAACUGAUGAGAAAGUGGAAAAAGACAAGCCUCCUUCUUCCACUGAUAAAGGAAAGGAAAGAAAUGGAGGACAAAACACCAAAAACAAAGAAGAACCAAAUAUAAAGACAGAGACAGAGAAGAAACAGAGCACAAAGAAAAGGGGCAAAGGGAAGAAAGGAAAGAAAGGAAAGAAAGGAAAGGGAAGAGGGAAAAAAUCCAGCAGAGAAGUGAGUGAAGAGGAUAAAACAGCUCUGAGAAUAUUUUUGGACAGUAUGCGAGGGCACAGAAGGCUGAUGCUGAUCUCAACACCCAGCAGGGACACAACUCUGUACAUCCAGCAGAGUGAGGAGAACAACAAGCAGCACUGUGAACUCGCCAUCAGGAAGAUAAAUGUGGUGACUAUUGUGGGAGAAGGAAGUGACGCCACGAUCUCUGUGCAGCACCAGCAGCUGGAGUCUGAGCGUUCUCUUAAGGAUCAAUCAGAGCAAGACUUGGACUCACGUCUGAUCCCUCUGUUAAGAGCAGAGCUCGGCUUGUCCUCCUCCGACCUCUUCUCAAUGACUGUCACGGAUUACGACAUCAAACCUAAGAGAGUCUUUGAGGCUCCUCCAUCAAGCCCAGCUCUGUUCGACUAUAUUGACAACUUUCCCUCCAGGUACUCUGAGAAAGAGAAAGAAAGAAAAAGCCCUGCUGUUUGCUCCAAAGACAUACAAGCACCUGAGGUUGAGAACUCACUGCUCAGAUUUAUGUCUAAGCGGAGGCUGCUACUGAUUUCUGCUCCCACAGAAGACAAUUACUUUUUCCAGCAGCAGAUUUCUGCUCUCAGUGGUCAAGAGUGUCAACUGGGUAUCCGACACUUUGCUCUGUUGAAAUUGACUGGAAACGGACAAAAAGCCUCUGGGACUGUUGAGCUAUAUCCUAUAAAUGGUCGCAGUCAGAGUGAGGUGGAGCCAUUAUCUCGUGAAGUGGUCAACAACCUGAGAGAACAGCUGAAAAUCAGUAAGGACUACUUCAGCAUGCUGGUUGUGGGGAAGGACAGCGAUGUAAAGGCAUGGUUCCCGUCACCCAUGUGGUCCCUGGACAACAUCUACGACCUGGUGGACUCUAUGGAGCUUCGUAUACAGGAAGCAAACCUCCAGAUGAGCGUGGGGAUCCAGUGUCCCGAGGACAUAGGAAGAGGAGGCGGUGAAGCAGGACACUAUCCUGGAUAUGAUGACCACCGAGCUGAAGAAACAUACUUAUAUCAGCAAUCAGAGAACUAAAGAGAUUUCAUUGAACCUAGAGGAUUCAUGAAAAGCAUUACAUGUAUUCCUAAUAGAUUAUGAUGGAUAAUGCUAAUUGUUUGAUGAAUAUAUGAAUAUAAAAGACAAACUGAUCCACAACAUACGAAACAAACUUAUUCAGGACUUUAUGGUUACCCUAUGGUUCUAUCAUGUCUAAGUGGACAUGAUAGAAAACAUAGUAAAAAAAUUCCAAAGUUACAAAAUAAGUAAAAAGAACAACUUACAAUCUCCACACUACAGGUAAAUGUAUUUUUUUUUUUUAAA